Molecule: messenger RNA, 5550 nt
Organism: Penaeus indicus
Lineage: Eukaryota; Metazoa; Arthropoda; Malacostraca; Decapoda; Penaeidae
Exons: 2
Coding region: 142-5550 (1802 amino acids)
Biological process (GO): proteolysis; DNA integration
Molecular function (GO): nucleic acid binding; aspartic-type endopeptidase activity
Source: RefSeq, a predicted model, not a curated record
UUCAUUGAGCACCCCCAACCCUCGCUCCUGCUUCUUCAUGCCUUGUUGACAAAUGUGGGUCUAGUGAGACCUUACAAUUUGGUGCCCAGACCCGGGAAAGAGGUUCUGUAAAGAAUCCCGGUUGUAUUUUUUGUGUCAACAAUGGGAGACAUGGAGAAACUUCAGAAGAAGAGGGCAGUCGCCCGAGGGUGGGCAACUCGCAAGUCUAACAUACUAAAGGGCCUUCUCAACAAUCCAGAUGUUAGUGUCAUCGAUCUGCAAGCUGCCAUGGAUGACUUUGAUCAACGUCUUGCCAGUUUGGAGGAGGUACAAACAAUGUUAGAAUUAGAGACUGAUUUUGUGAACUUGGAUGAAGAGCUCGAUAGUGCCUCCGAGUUUUUCCAAGAAGUCCGUAAGCCCAGGCUGCAAGCUGCACAGAGGUUGGGGGAUAUGAUGAAAGGUGAGCAGAGGGAUUCCUUUUCAUCCUCGAGUCCCAGUAAAAUAUCUAGUAGCUCCAAGAUAGCAAAUGUAAAAUUACCCAAAUUAGAGUUACCAAAGUUCAAUGGAGAUGUAACUCUGUGGCAGUCAUUUUGGGACCAUUUUAAGACUCAUGUGCAUGAAGCUGACAUUCCAGUGAUAACUAAGUUUAGCUACCUGCAGUCAUUAUUGGAAGGACGUGCUAAAGGUGUUGUAAAAGGAUUUGCACAUACCGAAGCAAAUUACCAAAUUGCUUGUGAUCUGCUGAAAAAAAGAUUUGGAAGACCUGAAUGUAUUAAGUUAAAACAUGUACAAGCACUUUUGAAUAGUAGGUUUUCCGAGAAAGGCAAAGGACCAAAGUAUGUGUCCUCUUUGUGGAGUCUACUUGAUGAAUUGCUGACCCACAUCCGUAGCCUACAGGCCUUGGGAGUAACAGAGGAGCAGUGUGAAGUGUUCCUGACCCCUCUCAUCCUGUCAUGCCUUCCUGAGGAGCUAAGAUUGGAGUGGGCUAGAGAGGGCUCUGGCCGUGAGAGUGACAUCAGUUGGCUGCUGCAGUUUCUUCAGAAAAAAAUUGAGAGAAUUGAGAGAUCAGAAACCUUCAAAGUUGUGUUGGGGAAGGCAGAAGGACGUUUUGUGGAAUCUGAGAAAGGAAGAGUGCCGUCUGCAUCAGCUCUUUACACAUCGUCUGAAGUAGGAUCUUCUUAUUGCGCAUUCUGUAGCAAGAAACACAAGUCUGAGAAGUGCUGGGAUAUUCAGAAGCUCUCAUUAAAGGAACGUGAAGAAAAAAUUAAAACAGCCCGUUUAUGUUUUAAGUGUCUAAGUAAAGGACAUAUUGCCAGUGGCUGUCGAAUCAAGUGUUCCAAGUGUAAUGGAAAUCAUAAUUCUCUUCUGUGUAGAGCAAAGGGUGAAAUAAACACAGAUAAAGCUAUGGAAGGUGAUAUGAGUGUUAAGAAGGUUAGUGAUAAUGCCGAACCUUCUUCAGAAAAUUGCAGUCCUCGAGUGAAUCAUGUUGGAGUUGCUCUUAGCAAGUGUAAUGUGUUGACAAAAACUAGCUGUGUGUUACAAACAGCUAGAGUUAAAGUGUAUGGUGAUUCAGGUAUUUGUUGUGAAGCCACCUUGUUGUUUGAUACUGGCUCCGAUAGAUCCUAUGUAUCCAGUAAUCUUGUGAAGAAAGUUAAGCCUAAGUGGGUGAGCUCGGAAACAGUGUCAUAUGCUGCUUUUGGAGGUAGUAAGUCUCCUCCAGGUAAACAGAGUAAUAUCUUUGAUUUGAAAUUAGUGGGUUUACAAGGUUUAAAACAUUUAAUGGCAUUAGAGAUUCCAAAGGUUUGUGCUCCGUUAACUAGACCUUGUAUUCCUAGUAAAUUGGUUGAUGCCUUUUCAGAUUUCCAACUUGCUGAUGAUUACAAGAAUAAUAGCCACCUAAGUAUAGAUAUACUUGUAGGUUUGGAUGCUUAUUGGGGAUUUAUGGACCCUGAAAUAAAGCCAUAUCAGAGUAAUGGAUUAGUAGCUCAAAAGUCUGUAUUUGGUUGGGUUUUGUCUGGCUCAUGGAUGAACUCUUCUGACAAGCCAUUUGAGUCUACCCAAAUGUUAUGCUUAGGGAAUGUAACGGAUUCUGAUUUAAGUGAAUUUUGGAGUUUAGAAUCUGUUGGAAUAAAUCAAAAGGAAACUGUUUCUAACCCAUUUACCUCAGACCCUGUUCUACAGCAAUUUUGUGGAAAUGUUGAGUUUGAUGGGGAGCGUUAUGAAGUAGGCUUACCCUGGAAGUCAGAUGAAUGUAAGAAGAAUCUUAGAAAUAAUGAGGGACUUGCUAGAAAAAGACUAGAAGGAUUAGAGCGUAAGUUAGAUAAGGACCCACAACUUAAGAAACAAUACUCUGAGGUGUUUACUGGCUAUGAAGAAGAGGGAAUAAUUGAGGAAGUCCCUUCAAAUGAGGUUUUAAGUUCUCAGCCUACAUAUUAUAUGCCUCAUCGUCCUGUUGUGAAAGAAAGUAGUGCUUCAACUAAGAUUAGGCCAGUUUUUGAUGCUUCUGCAGCUAGUUACAAUGGCAUUUCUUUAAAUGAUUGUCUUGAGUCUGGUCCUUCACUUAAUCCUGAUCUUGUGAAAGUUUUGAUUCGUUUCAGAAGGUGGAAGGUUGCACUGACUGCUGAUAUUACCAAGGCUUUCUUACAGAUCUGUGUUCAGGAAAAGGACCGAGAUGUGCAUCGCUUUUUAUGGAAAUGCAAAGACUCCAUUAGAAUUAUGAGGUUUGUUCGUGUUCCCUUUGGCAACACAAGUAGCCCUUUUUUGCUAAAUGCAACUAUUAAACAUCACUUACAGUCUUUUCCUAAUACUGAAGUCAUAGAAGAAUUAAAGGAAAACCUUUAUGUGGAUGAUUGGCUGUCGGGGGCAGACAGUGCAGAAGAGGCUUCUGUUAAGUUUAAAGAAGCUCAGAGAAUUUUGGCAUUAGGUGGGUUUCCUCUUUCUAAAUGGCAUUCAAACUGUAAAUUACUGACUACAAAGUUCAAUGACAAAAUUGAUCAUGGUAAUGAACACGUAUCCACCAAGGUUUUAGGUAUGAAGUGGUUAUCCUUAACAGACCAGUUUGUCUUUGAGGAAUUUGAUUUUGACUCAGAGACACAGUUGGUGUCAACAAAAAGAGCAGUACUUAGUCUCAUAGCCAAACUUUUUGACCCUCUUGGUUUGAUUAGUCCCUUUGUCAUGUUUGCCAAAAUCCUCUUUCAGGACAUAUGGAGACUUGGACUUGAUUGGGAUGAAGUACUACCUAAUGAGCUGCAAAAUAAGUUCCAUAAUUGGGUUAAAAGUAUUGCUGCAUUUAAAUAUUGGAAGAUAAAUCGGUGCUAUUUUCCAGAAAUAUCAUGGAGAGAGUUGUCGGGUCUAGAACUUCAUGCCUUUGGUGAUGCUUCAGAGAAGGGGUAUGGAGCUUCUGUGUAUUUGAGAGUUCCCCUUGUGGAUGGGACAUACCAGGUGUCAUUUGUAGUUGCAAGGUCUAGGGUAGCUCCUAUAAAAAGGGUUACUUUACCCCGACUAGAGUUGCUUGGUGCUUUACUUUGUGCACGGCUCUUAGAUUUUGUGAAGUCUGCCCUAUAUCUUGAUAAGACAGUAACCUAUUGUUGUUGGACUGACUCAAAGGUUGCACUUGCAUGGAUAAAGGGUAAUCCUAGUAGGUGGAAGGCAUUUGUGUCAAAUAGAGUUGUUGAAAUUCAGAGUCUCACCUCCCCAUGUCACUGGUACCAUUGUUCAGGGAAGGAAAAUCCUGCUGAUCUCAUUUCUAGAGGGGAGUUAGCUGAGCCACUUGUGAAUUCUACUUUAUGGAUGAAUGGGCCUUCUUGGUUGUCUAAACCUUUAACUUUAAGUGACAAAGGAGAAGCUGUGGAGCUACCUGUAGAAGAAAGUUACAGUGAAAAGAACAUUUCUUGUGUAUCUGUAACCACUCCUAAAAUAUUUGAGUUUGAGAGAUGGAGUCAGUUCAAUAAAGCCCAUCAUGUAGUGGCUUGGGUUAUGAGAUUUAUAAACAAUACCCGACCUCAUUCUGUAAAAGUGUCAGGUCCAUUGUCUUCUGAUGAGUUGGUUAAAGCCAAGACCAAAUUGUUUUACUGUGUACAGAGAGAGAAAUUUGCUCAUGAAAUUGCCGACUUGAGAAAGGGUAAAUCUCCUGCAAGGAGGUCCCCUUUGUGUAGACUAGAUCCCUUUGUAGAUGAUGAAGGCCUGUUGAGAAUUAAAGGACGUUUGGAGAAUGCAAACUUGAGUUUUGAAAGCAAACACCCUGUUAUAGUUCCCUCAGGUCAUGUUGCUAAGCUCUUGGUUCAAUUUCAGCAUAUUUUCUUGAAGCAUGCUGGAGUAUCCACCAUUGUAUCUACUUUAAGAGGCAGCUAUUGGAUAGUGGGAGUCAGACGAAUUGCUAAAACUGUUUGUAGAGUGUGUGUUCGGUGUAAGAGGUUUGAUUCCAGGGCUUGUAAUCAGCCUGCUGCACCCCUACCAGGAUUAAGAGUUAAGAUUGCUCCUCCCUUUACUGUGACAGGUCUUGAUUAUGCUGGUCCUCUUUUUUGUAUUGAUUUACCUUCCAAGAAAUUAUACAUUUUGUUGUUUACAUGUGCCGUAAUAAGAGCAGUGCACCUAGAACUUACUGAUUCACUAUCUCUCUCCGAUUGCAUGCUGGCUUUACGUAGAUUUGCAGCACGAAGAGGCAUUCCAUCUGUCUUUUAUUCAGAUAAUGCUAGAACAUUUUUGGGUGCAGCUCGUCAACUUCAGCAAGAAUAUGGUCCACUGUCUCCUCAGUGGAAAUUCAUUGUGUCCCGUUCUCCAUGGUGGGGAGGUUGGUGGGAACGUUUGAUUAGGUCUGUUAAGUCUGCUUUGAGGAAAACAAUAGGUAUUAGAAGUCUGUCUAGAAUUGAGCUUGAGACCACUCUUCAAGAAGUUGAGGCUUGUGUAAAUUCUAGACCUUUGACCUUUGUUGGAGAUGAACCUGAUGUUUCAAAUCCUUUGACACCUUCACACUUUCUCAUUGGACGUAAUGCUGGACUCCAACUUGAGAUUAGUGAUCAACCUUCAUAUGUUACAGGAAAGGAUUUAAUUAUCCGAGAAAGUGUUCGCCAGCAGCAACUUGAUAGAUUUUGGAAAUUAUGGAGCAAUGACUAUCUGAGAAAUUUGCCGCCUGCUGUGAAAGGAUUUGUGCCAAAUUGCAAUGUAAAAAAAGGUGCUGUUGUCCUAGUCAGAGAAGACCAUGUUCCUAGGCUUAAAUGGCCAUUAGGUGUAGUUACUGAAGUAUUCCCUGGUAAUGAUAAUAUCAUUAGGAGUGUUAGGGUUAAAACUGACAAAGGAACAGUCAGUAGACCAGUGCAGAAGUUGCAUGAUCUUGAAAUGUAUAAUCCUCUGUAUGAAGAUUCCGAAGAAAAUAUACCAUCAGUUCUUGGAAACGGUGAAAAUGGUUCCUCUGAGCCUUGUGAAGAGAACAUUGUGAAAUCCACCUCCUAUAGUCGAUGGGGUCGUGCAAUAAGAGCCCCAGUGAAACUUGAUUUGCACCUUGAUGAUGUUAUGGCUCAUCCUGGCAAUGACUCGUGUCACACGACUACUACAUCUGCUUACAUAACACUGUGA